AUGACUCGUCGUCGCUUCACAGGGCGGGGAGAGCUCGUCGACAUCGCCGUACCAGUCCAAGAAAACAUACGAAAUAUCGCUAUUAUAGCCCAUGUCGACCAUGGCAAAACUACGCUCGUUGACCAGCUUCUUCGUCAGUCCGGUACCCUUUCUCCCUCUUCCACCGUAGGAGCCAAUGAGCCUCCCACGGAGCGCGUCAUGGACUCGAACGAUCUCGAAAAGGAACGCGGUAUCACCAUUCUAUCCAAGUGCACUAGCAUCAAAUACCGCGAUAAUCUCAUCAAUAUCGUCGAUACGCCUGGUCACGCAGAUUUCGGAGGAGAAGUCGAGCGUGUUCUCAGCAUGGUUGACGGUGUAGCGCUCGUCGUAGAUGCUACGGAGGGUCCAAUGACACAGACUCGUUUCGUAUUGGGCAAGGCAUUGGCAAGAGGACUCAAGUCGUUGGUAGUACUCAAUAAGGCUGAUCGUCCCACCAGUCGCCCCGCUCAGGUAGAGAGCGACCUCUUCGACCUCUUCGCAACCCUUGGCGCCACCGACGACCAGAUGGAGUACCCUGUCGUAUAUGCCUCUGCAAAGGAGGGAUGGGCUACCUUUGACCAGCCUCCGCCAGCCCCGACGAAUGGCAACAUGGAACCGCUCUUUGAUUUGAUUCUCUCCCAGGUCCCGCCCCCAACACAUCUCUCUUCAGACGAUCCCUUCUCUAUGCUCACCGUUCAAAUAGAAAGCGACUCAUAUGUUGGAAUGCUCUACUUAGGGCGUAUACAAUCGGGUCAGCUGCGCGUAGGUGACACGCUCUGGGCGCUUGAUGCAGAAGGCAACAAAGUUGGGGAUGGAAAAGUCAAAAAGAUUUUCUCUCGUGCUGGCCUGGAGAGGGUAGAGCGUGAUGUUGCAGCUGCAGGCGAGAUUGUCUCUAUUGCUGGUAUCAAAAUUCAGGCAGGUAUCGGCGGCGUCAACGUCAGUCUGGUUAGCCCAGGAGACGACGUCAAGCCUCUCAAGACAACUCCCAUCGACCCUCCGACCAUCUCCGUCCGUAUCUACCCUAAUGACAGUCCAGUCGCUGGAAAGGAGGGCAGCAAGUUGACCAGCCAGGUUAUUCGUGAACGUCUGCUGCGCGAGGCCGAGACUAAUGUUGCUCUACGCGUUCUACCUGGCGCCACAGCCGAGUCGUUGGAACUCCGUGGUCGUGGCGUUUUGCAUCUUGGCGUCCUCUUUGAGACGCUUCGUCGUGAAGGCUUCGAGUUUACGAUUGGCCCGCCCAAAGCUGUUAUGAUCCCUGAUCCUGAUAAUCCCGGCCAGAAACUUGAACCUAUCGAGGAUUGCGUUAUAAUCGUCAAGGAGGAAUGGGCGGGUACAGUCAUCCAGAAGCUCACAAUGCGGAAGGGCGAGAUGAAAAACUACGAGCCGGCAGAGCCUGGGUUCAUGAGGAUUGAGAUGGAGGUGCCUGCUCGCGGUCUACUUGGAUAUAUGGCUGGGGAAUUUAAAAAUGAUGUCCAUGGCGAGGGCACUCUGAACCACAUAUUCAAAGGCUACAUGCCUUACAAGGGCACUAUUGACACUGGACGCAACGGCUCUCUGAUUUCCAUGUCCCUAGGCGAGUCCUCCGCCUACGCCAUUGCGCCUCUGCAAGCUCGUGGAAUCAUGUUCAUUCACCCGACCACGAACGUCUAUCCGGGUAUGGUUAUUGGCGAGUGUUCCAAGGCAUCAGAUCUAUAUGUGAACCCUUGCGAGAAGAAGAAGCUUACCAACAUUCGAGCGGCAGGCGCGGACGAGAAGCUUGUCAUUGCGAGUCCGAGAAUCAUGUCCCUUGAGGAGAGUAUUGCGUAUAUGGCUGAUGAUGAACUUGUAGAGGUUACCCCCAAGGCGAUACGUCUGAGAAAGGCUAUCUUGGAUCAGAAGAAGCGGAUGAGGGGAGCCAAGUAA
This is a messenger RNA of Desarmillaria tabescens, 1920 nucleotides long. Its product is annotated as GTP-binding protein TypA. The record is from RefSeq and is a predicted model, not a curated record. Gene Ontology annotation, cellular component: ribonucleoprotein complex; cytosol. The transcript has 5 exons. Lineage: Eukaryota; Fungi; Basidiomycota; Agaricomycetes; Agaricales; Physalacriaceae. Bases 1 to 1920 code for a protein of 639 amino acids. Gene Ontology annotation, molecular function: GTPase activity; GTP binding.